ACCCAACUCCUUCAGAUUGUCAACAACAAAAAUGCAGCUCUGUACAGCCGCUCCCCAAGUUAUCUCCAACCUCCCUAGCCACGGCCACCGCUGCCACAACCGCCAUCUCAUCACAGACUCCACCACCAACCUCAGCUCGAAACCCUCACUCGUUCACAGACAAAUCCCAUUCUCACUCAACUCUUUCCGGCUUCACUCUCGAUUGCUUUUGGCGAGAGCAGCAAAAUCAGAAGAAACUCCAAGUGGGCCCAAUCCUUAUGCUACCGAAGAGCGCAGCGGCGGCGUAGUCUUGGAGGAUGUUGUGCCCCCUGAAAAGAAUCUGUACAAUCAAACUUGGACUGAAGAAGAAGCUAAAGAAGAUGCAAAUGCGGACGCGGAUGGCCAAAUACAGAUAUUCGAUUAUUUCAGUAACCUCGACUUAAAGUUGGAUAGUGAGGAUACAUACAGCCUUUUGCUAUACGGUGGUGGUGCCUUGUUUGCCCUGUGGUUAGCAUCAGCUGUUGUUGGAGCUAUUGAUUCUAUUCCGUUGUUCCCGAAGUUGCUGGAAGUCGUUGGUCUUGGAUACACCGUCUGGUUUAGCUCUCGUUAUCUGAUAUUCAAGAAAAACAGAGAUGAGUUGGUUGCUAAAGUUCAAGUCCUUAAACAGCAGGUUCUGGGUUCGGACGAUGACUGAUAUGGAGGACUUGUUACGUUGUGCAGAUUGUUGCUGCAUAAAACCAUGAAUGUAGAGUUGAAGGAAAAAUAUAUAGGGAUUUCUUUUAGCCAAUAUUAGGAAUAGUCCACUUUAUUAAUAUAAGUUCAAUCUCUUAAGUUAGGGAUCAUUUUAUUAUCAGAUAAGGUUUACAGUAAAAAUUAAAUUUCUUCUUAAUUAUCUCGUUGAUUAUUUCUUUCA
Pyrus x bretschneideri (Chinese white pear) is the source of this 892-nucleotide messenger RNA. RefSeq names its product protein CURVATURE THYLAKOID 1D, chloroplastic. NCBI's taxonomy places the organism in Eukaryota, Viridiplantae, Streptophyta, Magnoliopsida, Rosales, Rosaceae. The record is from RefSeq and is a predicted model, not a curated record. Gene Ontology annotation, cellular component: chloroplast thylakoid membrane; thylakoid. Bases 32 to 673 code for a protein of 213 amino acids. The transcript has 5 exons.